Messenger RNA from Colletotrichum orchidophilum, 654 nucleotides. RefSeq lists its product as uncharacterized. Lineage: Eukaryota; Fungi; Ascomycota; Sordariomycetes; Glomerellales; Glomerellaceae. The coding region runs from base 1 to 654 and encodes 217 amino acids. The record is from RefSeq and is a predicted model, not a curated record. The transcript has a single exon.
AUGCUCUCCAACAUUCCAAGCUCUGUGUCGCAUACAUCUGAACAUGAUUAUUGGUGGCCUCAGCUGAGGCGUCUUCGCGUGCGACCAUUCCGCCAAGCCUGGACCGGCUGCUGCAACUUCUGCUCAGCUGUCCUUUUGUCCACUGAGAAAUCAGGCUGGUGUUGUGUAAACGGCAGUCGAAUGGCCUCUAAGCUCCGACCGUACCCACCGCACUUUCAAAGUUGGAUUGACACCACGACCUUGCCACUAUCAGCUAUCAGCCGCCGCUUGAAUUACCUUUUCGCUUUCUCUGCGAUUGGAGCUUCCGAAGGGUUUUUCCAUUUUGGCGUGCCAGCUGACGUCGUUGUCUCGGGUCGGAUAUAUCAUCGACUGCUUAACUCAUCCAACAGUGAUCACAGCCUGCGUUGGCUUCUGUAUGAUGAAGACGCCCGGUCCCAAAAGGCCGCGAAUACGAAUGUGCCGUUUGCUGCCGUUCAGCAAGCAAAGCGGUUACUCCAGGCCGUCAAUUCAUACCUUUCUACAAUCUGCCACGCUUUACAGCAGGUCCCUAGUGACGCAACACCGUUGGCUGUGGAGCUCAAAGAUUUGUCUCCAAGUGGUGAAAUUGCGGCCGUUAUCAACACGCAGAGUCUCAGCACUGUCGACGGCUCUUAA